Messenger RNA from Trichosurus vulpecula (common brushtail), 1504 nucleotides. It is a transcript of the gene SPINT2, whose product is annotated as serine peptidase inhibitor, Kunitz type 2. The record is from RefSeq and is a predicted model, not a curated record. The coding region runs from base 477 to 1049 and encodes 190 amino acids. Gene Ontology annotation, molecular function: serine-type endopeptidase inhibitor activity. The transcript has 5 exons. NCBI's taxonomy places the organism in Eukaryota, Metazoa, Chordata, Mammalia, Diprotodontia, Phalangeridae.
GCAGUGCCUCCGCCCUCAGCAAGGUGCAAGCGGCCCCACCCUUUCUUCCUCACGGAGGGAGGGGGAAAGGAGCCAACAGCCGUAUUCAGGUGCGGAGGGCUCCGAAGUUAGCGACGUACGCAUGCGCGGGGCCUACGCCCUUUCCUCCGCCUCCCCUCACCUGCGUCCGGCGGCGACUUACGCGCUGGGGCUCAGAAGCUGGGGAGGCGCGCGCCGCGGGCGGACGGUUCCCGGGGGCUAAGAGAAGCUAGCUCGUCGGGUGCGGGUGUGCGAGCGAGCGCGCGCUUGCGCACACCGAAGCCACAGCCAGGCCCCCGCCUCCGACGCGGUCGGCGGCCUAGCCUUCGCCAACCGCCGCGGGCUACUCGAGCCCCCCGUCACCGAACCUCCCCCGCCCCCACCUGAGCGAGAGCCCCGGAGACCGUUCAAUUCACGGCGGCGGCGGCUCGCGCGGAGCGGUCCGAGCCGGGCCCAGGAUGGGGCAGCAACAACGGCGGCCGCACUUCCAGGUCCUGCUCCCCCUGCUGGGGGCCCUGCUCCUGGCCGGGCCGGCAGGGGGCUUCGACGACAACGCAGCCAGCACCAGCGGGGCCAAAGAACCGGCAGACCUGCAGGCUCCCCCAAAACAAGACUCUGAAGUAUUUCCUGAUAAUGAUUUCAACUAUGAAGAAUCCUGCGCGGCCAAAGCGGUCACUGGCCCUUGCCGGGCAGCCUUCCCACGGUGGUACUUUGACCCUGAGAAGAACACCUGUGCUCAUUUCAUCUAUGGAGGGUGUCGAGGCAAUAAAAAUAGCUACCUGACCCAGGAAGACUGCAUGACGAAAUGUUUCGGCAAGCAUAUCCAUAAAUCAUCUCAUCCUGUCAUGCCACAUUCCACCAAAGCUAUGGCCUUGGCGGUGCUGCUGGCAGUGAUGGCGGCCGUCCUUCUGGGAGCGAUGGUGGUCAUCUUUAUCAAGAUAGUCCGGAAGCACCGGGCGAGUGCCUUCAACACCGUGUGGAGCCCCAUAGAUGACAAGGAGUACCUGGUGAAGAGUGCCUACACCCUUUGAGGAAGCUGAGGGUCCCCCACCCUGUGGGCAGCGAUGGCAGCAGUGGCAUCCCCCUCCUGCUGGCUAGUGGUCCCUUCCCAUGCAAGCUGCCACAAGGGCACAAAAGCCCUCAAUGAAGUGUAAAUAUGAGAAAUUGUUGGGUGAGGGGAAGAAGGGAGAGCAAAUUGUAGACAGGCCGUGUUUUUGGUGUUUUCAUUUUCUCCUUCUUAGUUUUUUAAGUGUGAUUGAUUUGUGUAUGACUUUUGUAAUUCCAAGAGGCUAGUGAGCACGGGUCCUAGUCUGGUUGGGGCGGGGUGGGGGGGGAGUGGGGUUAAGGGGCACUUGGGAAAAGGGCAUUUUGGUUUAGAAAUAUUUUUAAAGAAACCAAAACAGAUUUUUAUUUCAGGAUUCUGAAAGGGAGGGGUAGAGGAAGAAACGUGAAAGAUUAAUAAAAGUGCCUUCUCUUUGAAAAUCCA